GAUGGAAGAAUAGGAUGAACAGGUCGAUGUGUGCCAACAGACUGAAAUCGACGCCAUUUUACUUUCAGUGUAGUUGUGGCGUGGAUCUAACUGAUCUGAUUCCAACCGCAAACGAUUUUUAAGCAAUUUUGAUAGAACACUCUCAUAGGUUGAAAAAUGUCUCGGUAUCGUGAAUGGGAUCUGUCUUGUAAGGUUUAUGUUGGUAAUUUAGGCAGCAGCGCCAGCAAACAUGAGAUUGAAAGCGCAUUCAGUAAGUAUGGUCCACUAAGAAAUGUGUGGGUAGCUCGAAAUCCUCCUGGUUUCGCAUUUGUGGAAUUUGAAGACCCGCGAGACGCUGAAGAUGCCGUAAGAGGAUUGGACGGAACACGAUGUUGUGGCACCAGAGUAAGAGUCGAGAUGUCCUCUGGGAGAAGUCGCCGUGGUGGUGGCGGUCGCAGACCUGGGCCUCGUUAUUCUAGGUCCAGGUCGCGCAGCCCCCGUAGGAAAUCCCUUGGUCGUUAUCCGAGAUCCUGUUCGAAAAGUCCGCGGAGAACAUCGAUAAGCCGUUACUCCAGAUCGAGAUCACGCAGUCCCCGCAGAAGAUCGUUGACCCGGAGCCGCAGCCGAGAUCGCCGCUCACGUUCGGAUUCCCGUGACAGACGUUAGAUGCUAAAAGUUCAAGAGAGAAAGAGAAGUAGAUAGAAAGAGAAAGAGAGAGAAAAAGCGGAUCGACUUUAUAUGCUGGAGGGAAGACAGAAAGAAAAAGAAAGAUAAAAUGAGAAAUUUUUGUAUGUACAUAAUAAAAAUGGAUUGUUAAUCACACAUACAUAUUACACGCUCGCGUUUGAAAUUUAUGAGCAAUUAUAAAAAUGCGACGAAAAGUAGACCAAUAGACAUUUCGAUUGAUUUCAUGAAUCACAUAUUUAGUUUGUAAGCUACAAUCUCCAAGUUUCGACUAUAUGUACACGUAUACACAUACAUAAUAUAUUAUGCACAGUAUAUUAGCACAUUAUAUGACUAGGUGGAUAAUUGUAUGCCUAUAUGUUUAAUUAACAUUAUCAAGAUAUGCUACUUAAAAACAAAAAAAUAAUAAAAUAUUACAAAAAAAUCUAAUUAAAAGACAUUUGAUGGAUACAUUGUGGAACAAAAUUUAAUCUUUUUUUCUUUGUUAUACGAGUGUGUCAUCUUUUGUCUGCUAAACAUGAAUCCGUUGGCAAAAGUUUAUCGCCAAAGAUUUCUUCGUGUUGCUUGAAAUUGCUUGAAAUCUCUAACAAUUUUUGCACUUGAUAAAUAUAUUCGAACAUAGAAAAGAGAGAAAGCACAAAUACUGAAUGUAAAAAGUGCAAGCAACGCAAAACCUCAACUUGAUAGCCAAUUUUUGCCAACGGAUUCAGCAUGUAAAAAUACGUCUGAAACGGUUAUUCACACUCGCGUUGCAAAAUUGUGUUUCUUAGUGUUAUUAUCAUUAAUUAAUAGUUAUCAAUGGAUAUUGAUUAGAUAUUAUUUUCCACCACAUUUCCAACAUAAAAUAAAUUGAUAUUGAUUAGAUAAUACUUACAUUUGAAGGAAGGACGGGAAGAGAGCAAAAAUUGUUUUGUUAUUUUGUACUUGACUUUGUACUUGAAUUUGACAAAACAAAGAAGUUUGUGAAUGAUAAUAAAUAAAUGUGUGAAAUUUUCAGCCAAAUGACUUUUUUUCUGUGUAUUGCGAACAUGACAAGAAAUUUGCACGACUGUCUUUUUUUACAUCAGUA
Mycetomoellerius zeteki is the source of this 1732-nucleotide messenger RNA. RefSeq names its product RNA-binding protein 1. Bases 157 to 645 code for a protein of 162 amino acids. NCBI's taxonomy places the organism in Eukaryota, Metazoa, Arthropoda, Insecta, Hymenoptera, Formicidae. The record is from RefSeq and is a predicted model, not a curated record. The transcript is spliced from 7 exons. Gene Ontology annotation, molecular function: RNA binding.